CCUUCUUCAUCUUCCCCACAAAAGCAAACCGUGAAGAAGAAGAAAGAAGAAGAAGAACAAACGCCGUGACUCUCCUACUUUAACUGCUUCUUAUCAUCCAUUAAAAGCUCUCACGAUCAAUCGGCACCGAGUUGUAGUUCAAUCGAUCACGGAAAAGUAGAUUAAAUCACUCUGUAUAAAUUCCUGUUUCUCCGUUUCAUGAUUGCGGUGUUAUAGAGGAUCAAAAUGUUGAUAUCUCAUGAGAUUUGCUGGAUCCUACUUCUUCUUCUUCUUCAAUGUGGUUCACUUGCGGUUGCAAUUCUUAAUCCGAUUGAUUUCUUAGCAUUGCAAUCCGUCAGGAAGGCGCUCGAUGACAUGCCUGGUUCGAACUACUUAUCGUCGUGGGAUUUCACGUCGGAUCCUUGCAACUUCGCCGGCCUUUACUGCGACGGCGAUAAGGUGGUGACGUUGAAUCUCGGAGAUCCUAGAGCCGGUUCUCCAGGUCUCAUCGGUCGAAUAGAUCCCGCUAUCGGAGACCUAUCGGGACUCGCGGAGCUUACGAUCGUCCCUGGUCGAAUCAUUGGUGAGCUUCCGUCUUCAAUGUCGAAGCUAACGAAUCUCCGAUUCCUCGGUAUUAGCAGAAACUUCAUCUCAGGUCAGAUUCCGGAAUCUCUCGGCCAACUAAAAGAACUGCGAACUCUUGAUCUCAGUUACAACCAGUUAACCGGAAAAAUUCCGGCUACGAUCGGAGCCUUGCCGGCGUUAUCAAACGUCAUUCUCUGCCACAAUCAUCUCUCUGGUUCAGUCCCUAAAUUUUCAUCCAAAACCCUAACCAGACUCGACCUAAAACGUAACGACCUCUCCGGUCCACUCUCGUCCGAUUCCCUGCCUGAAUCAAUCCAAUACCUAUCAUUAUCCUGGAACCGGCUCGAAGGUCCGGUUGACAAACUCCUAACCGGUCUACCCAUUCUGAACUACAUCGACCUAAGCCUGAACCGGUUCACAGGGUAUAUCCCACCCAUCAUUUUCACCUUCCCUAUAACAACCCUUCAACUUCAAAGAAACCAAUUCACAGGUCCGGUGAAACCUGCCAGCCAAGUGACGAUCUCAACCGUUGAUCUGAGCUUCAACCGGUUGUACGGCGAGAUACCGGCACUGUUUUCCACCGUACAAAAUCUUUAUCUGAAUAAUAACCGGUUCACCGGACAAGUUCCGGGUAGCUUCGUGGAUGGUAUACUAACGGCCAAUAUUCAGGUAUUGUAUCUACAGCAUAAUUACUUGACAGGGAUUGAGAUUAAACCGGCGGCCGAGAUUCCGGUUAGCAGCUCCCUUUGUUUGCAAUACAAUUGUAUGGUCCCACCGGUUCAGACUCCUUGCCCGUUGAAGUCUGGAAAGGAAAAGACAAGACCGACCACACAGUGCAUAGAGUGGAGAGGCUAAUAUCAUAUUAUACCAAGGGGCAUAUUGGUAAAAUUACUAUAUUAUAUUUCAUGAUUAGUAUUAUUAAUUAAUUUUUUAUUCUUUUAUUUAAUUUUGUUAUAAUGUGCCUUUUUCACAUCAAUAAAAAUUGUUUAGUGAUGUUGGCAUUUUGAGAGCCCUCACUCC
Messenger RNA from Impatiens glandulifera, 1584 nucleotides. RefSeq names its product LRR receptor-like serine/threonine-protein kinase ERL1. Gene Ontology annotation, molecular function: protein binding. The transcript has a single exon. Bases 226 to 1419 code for a protein of 397 amino acids. The record is from RefSeq and is a predicted model, not a curated record. Lineage: Eukaryota; Viridiplantae; Streptophyta; Magnoliopsida; Ericales; Balsaminaceae.